ACUUUUCCCGGCGUUCCGCGUGAUUGUCCGGUCACUAUCCAGAGUACGUGGCAGCGAGGAUAACCUUGCACCGAUAUCUAGAUGUUCCUCAUCGUCAACCAUGCCAAGAAAACAUAAAGCUAAACACAUGGCGCAUGAAGGGCCUGCUAUUCACACUCGACACCCGCCUCCAGGACUCAAAGGGAAAGCGAUUGGUCUCUGGUAUGCUGCCCACUCCAAGGCCAAAUCUGGAAAACUACCUACUGACUCUGGACAUACCCGACCGUCCCGGUAUGCCUCAAAAUCAUGGAGUGUCGUCAUUUUCGUCCAUCAACACCGGUGUAGCUCGUCAUCCAUAUAUUUUACCUACUCAAAAGUCGCAAUCAGCUGCUAUUUGCUUGGAUGUGAGCCAUCGUUUUUUACUGAUUUUCUUUUUGUUUUUAUUGGGAAUGUAUACGUAUUCCUCGACACACACGCAUCAGAGUUAGA
Molecule: messenger RNA, 468 nt
Organism: Dicrocoelium dendriticum
Lineage: Eukaryota; Metazoa; Platyhelminthes; Trematoda; Plagiorchiida; Dicrocoeliidae
Source: the annotation of a GenBank genome assembly